CUAAAUAUAUUUUAUAACUUAUCAAAUAUAUUUACAUGUGCGGGAGGAUAAUAUCUUACCAAUAUUAAUAGGAGAUUGUAAUCAACUGUCUGUACCCUAUAUAGAUCAACACAUAGAAGCUUCAAUUUCUGCAUAACAAAAUAACUAAACAGCACACCUACUUCAAUAAAUUUUUCAACGUCCUUUAUCCCACUUGUUUACAUGCUUAUAUAUACACCAUCCCACUCACCACAAAGCACACUUUAAUAAUUUUCAUAAUUUAUCAAAAUUAUCAAUUUCAUAAUUUUCAGCAGUUUUAUGGCACCGGUGCAGCCGCACAACCGAUGUAGAAGAUGCUGUUGCUGCCUCUUCAGCAUAAUUUGGAAGCUUCUCUUGGCAAUAAUCAUCCUCGUUGGUCUCAUAUACCUCAUUUUCUCCCUCAUCGUCCAACCACGAGCCUUCAAAUUCAGUGUCAAAGAAGCAAAACUCACCCAAUUCAACUACACCACCACCACCAACACACUCCGUUACAACCUCGUACUUAACUUCACGGCACGUAACCCAAACAAAAAACUCAACUUUUACUACGAUGAAGUUGAGGGACAUGUGUCCUACCACGGAACAAGGUUCGCUUCAACCGACAUUAUAACGUGGUUAAAUUCGUUCCGUCAAUACACCAAAAGCACGAACCUUAUGAGUGGUGUUUUCUCAGGGCAACGUGUUGUGGUUUUUGAUCAAGAUCAAGUUUCUGAUUUUGAACAUGACAAGAAAGAAGGAGUUUUUCAUAUUGAUGUGAAAUUAUACACUAAGAUGAGGUUUAGGCUUGGUGAUUAUAUUUUUGGAGAUAAUAAGAGUAACAUUAAAUGUGGGAUUGAUGUUCCUUUUUGUUCUAAUGGGACCAAGCUAAUGAAUGCAUUUGAACCCACCACAUGUGAUGUUCAUUUUUAAGGGUCAUUGUGUCACGCGCAUUAACUAUUUCUUGGAUUUGUUAGAUGGGCUUUCAUUUUGCUUAAGCCAUUUGUUUUUGUAAUAUUUUGGACUUUAUGAAAAAAUGUUGAGAGAUUGUUUCAUUCUUUA
Molecule: messenger RNA, 1056 nt
Organism: Lathyrus oleraceus (garden pea)
Lineage: Eukaryota; Viridiplantae; Streptophyta; Magnoliopsida; Fabales; Fabaceae
Product: NDR1/HIN1-like protein 10
Exons: 1
Coding region: 298-927 (209 amino acids)
Biological process (GO): defense response to other organism
Cellular component (GO): plasma membrane
Source: RefSeq, a predicted model, not a curated record